AUGGCUCCUCUCCAGGUUUUUCCUCACUUCAUUCUCGUCACUCUCCUCUCUCUUCUGUUCAACCCUUGCUUCUCCUUCGACCCUAGCCUCUUCGAUCUCCCCAAAGCUCUGCAGCUAUCUGCAGACCCCAGCGGCGGUUGGUCCCCCGCCCAGGCCACCUGGUACGGCCCCCCCAGUGGCGAUGGCAGCGAAGGGGGUGCGUGUGGAUAUGGGAAUGCCGUAGGACAAGCUCCAUUCUAUUCCAUUGUAUCCGCCGGUGGUCCUUCUCUGUUCCACUCCGGCACCGGCUGUGGUGCUUGUUAUCAGGUAAAAUGCACUUCGCAUGCGGCGUGCUCGGGGAAUCCGGUGACCGUAGUGAUCACUGACGAGUGCCCAGGGUGUGGCUCCGCCUCCGGCCAACCUCAUUUUGAUCUCAGCGGUGCUGCCUUCGGAGCCAUGGCCAAUUCCUUCAACGGCCGCUACGCCUUGCGUAAUGCCGGCCUCCUGCAGAUCCAAUAUAAAAGAGUUGCUUGCAACUACCGUGGUAUGCCGGUGGCAUUCCGCGUGGACGCGGGAUCGAGCCCCUACUACUUUGCAGUGCUAGUGGAGUACGAGAACAGCGACGGCGACGUCUCCGCUGUGUAUCUCCAGGAGGCCGACGGUCCCUGGUAUCCCAUGCAGGAGUCUUGGGGUGCAGUUUGGAAGCUCAACUCCGGCUCGCCGUUGCGACCCCCCUUCUCCAUCUGGCUAACCACCAGCGCCUCCCACAGGACUCUCGUUGCCUCGAAUGUGAUUCCCGCCGGCUGGCAGCCCGGCCAGACUUACAGAUCUCACGUGAAUUUUCGCUAA
Messenger RNA from Malania oleifera, 828 nucleotides. Its product is annotated as expansin-B15-like. Gene Ontology annotation, biological process: sexual reproduction. NCBI's taxonomy places the organism in Eukaryota, Viridiplantae, Streptophyta, Magnoliopsida, Santalales, Ximeniaceae. The transcript has 4 exons. Gene Ontology annotation, cellular component: extracellular region. The coding region runs from base 1 to 828 and encodes 275 amino acids. The record is from RefSeq and is a predicted model, not a curated record.